Microplitis demolitor is the source of this 2235-nucleotide messenger RNA. RefSeq names its product caseinolytic peptidase B protein homolog. The record is from RefSeq and is a predicted model, not a curated record. The transcript has 10 exons. Lineage: Eukaryota; Metazoa; Arthropoda; Insecta; Hymenoptera; Braconidae. Gene Ontology annotation, cellular component: cytoplasm; mitochondrion. Gene Ontology annotation, molecular function: ATP hydrolysis activity; ATP binding; protein binding. Gene Ontology annotation, biological process: cellular response to heat; proteolysis. Bases 194 to 2134 code for a protein of 646 amino acids.
UCAUUUUCUCUCUGGAACGAGUUAACGCAGGGUGUUUAUAGACUCAACGUGUAUAUAGUUUACGUAGUAAUCAGUGCUUUACGUAUGAUGAUUUAAUUUUUCUAUCAGUUUCUACAUCACUCAUUUGUCACAUGGAUACUUAUUUGUUAUUAAUAGUAAAAAUUAAUUUAUUGCAUUUCAUAUAAAUAAUAAAAUGUCACAUCAUUAUUAUCAUAAAUUAUAUUCAUUACCUAAAAGGACAGUAUCAUCAUUAAAUAAUUGUAUUUAUUCGAAGCAUAAACACGUGAAAUCACAUACUAUUUUACAUAAUAAUGAAAAAGGUUAUAUUUAUAAUUUAAAUACAUUUAAAAAUGUCGAUUGUGUAUGUUUAUUACACAAAUUUAUCAACAAUAAUUUAUCACGUCCGUCAUUGAAUAUUUCACUGUUUUCAUGGGAUAAAAAUUCAAGAAAAAAAGAAUACAAAAAAGAUAACUGGAAUUUAAAAAAUUUGGGUUUUGUGUUAAGUGGGAUAGGAUUGAUAGUUGCCAAUUGUCAUGAAAACUUUUCACAAGAGAAACGAUUUUUUAGAGCAGCUCAGUACGGAAAUAUAACUGAUUUAAAAAAGACAGUAGCUGAUGGGUUUGAUGUAAAUAGUAGGCACGUUUUUGGGUGGACAGCAUUACAAUGUGCAGCAAUUAAUGGUAAAGUUGAUGCAGUUAAAUUUUUAUUAAGUAAAGGUGCUGAUGUUAAUGCAGGAGAUGAAUUUGUUAAUGUUUAUAAAACUGCUAAGGAGAAGGGUGUCCAUUAUUUGGAUGUUCUUAUGAAUCGUGAAGAAGAAUUUUCUGAUAGAUUAAAUAAUAGAGCUUCAUUCAAAGGAUUUACAGCUUUACAUUAUGCUGUACUUGCUGAUUCUAUGCCAUGCGUUCAAGCAUUGUUAGAUGCUGGUGCAGAUCCAACAAUUGAAAAUGAAUCGGGACAUAGAGCUGUUGAAUAUUCCAGAAGCACUGAAAUUAAAGAGUUACUUAAUAGACAUUCUAAAAAGUAUGAUGAAAUAAUGAAAGCUAAGGAAGCAGAAGAACGACGACGAUUUCCAUUAGAGCAGAGAUUGAAGCAGCAUAUUGUUGGUCAAGAAGGUCCUAUUUCUAUUGUAGCUUCGACGAUUAGAAGAAAAGAAAAUGGUUGGAUUGAUGAGGAACAUCCAUUGGUAUUUUUAUUUCUUGGUUCAUCUGGCAUUGGAAAAACAGAAUUAGCUAAACAGUUGGCUGCUUAUAUUCAUAAAAAUAAACCUGAUGGAUUUAUAAGAUUAGAUAUGUCAGAGUAUCAGGAAAAACAUGAAGUUGCUAAAUUAAUUGGAGCUCCACCUGGAUAUGUUGGUCAUGAUGACGGAGGUCAGUUGACUAAAUUAUUAAAAAAAAAUCCAAAUGCUGUAGUACUUUUUGAUGAAGUUGACAAAGCACAUCCUGAUGUUCUUACUGUUUUACUACAAUUAUUUGACGAGGGUAGAUUAACUGACGGUAAAGGAAAGACAAUAGAAUGUAAAGACGCUAUUUUUAUAAUGACAUCAAACCUUGCAAGUGAAGAAAUUGCUGAGCAUGCGAUGCAAUUGCGAGCUGAAGCAGAACGGGUAUUGAAUAAAAGACUUGAUGAAAAUUCAGAUGAAGAUCAGCAACCAGAACAUAUUGUAAUUUCACGAAACUUCAAAGACGAAGUGGUACGGCCGAUACUAAAGGCCCAUUUCCGUCGGGAUGAAUUUCUCGGUAGAAUCAAUGAGAUCGUUUAUUUUUUGCCUUUCUCUCGCUCUGAAUUAAUAAAAUUAGUAGCUCGUGAAUUAGAGACAUGGGCAAAGAGAGCCAAAGAAAGGCAUAUGAUUGAAUUAAAAUGGGAUCGUGAAGUUCUUUCAGUUUUAGCUGAUGGAUAUGACUCACAUUAUGGUGCGCGUUCGAUUAAAUAUGAAGUUGAAAGACGUGUUGUUAAUCAAUUGGCUGCUGCGCAUGAACGUGGGCAAAUUGGUAAAAAGUCCUGCGUUAAACUAAAAACUAAAUGGCAUGAAAAUGGUGCCAGUAUUACAUUAUCUGUACGACCAGCUGGUGUUAAAGAUUUUGUUGACAUUGCUGAAACAGAUAAUCUUAUAAAAAAUGUCAAUGGUAUCUUUUGACAGGGGAUUAUAUGAAUGUUAAAUUUAUUCUGUGCCAUAAAUUUUACUUUUGUAGAAAUAUUUAACGUUAUAUUAUUUUUAUAAUAAAAUAAUCAAAUUUU